AUGUUUGGUGGUCAAGUCACUUUGAUACUGAAUUUGUACGUAUUCAUCCCACAAAGUUCCGCCAGUCAGAACUCGAAAGGUCCUGCUGUGAACAAGACUGUUCAUAUUAGCAACCCCUACUGCGCCGCAGCUUUGGCUCCUACUUCUCUCUACCAACUGACGCGAACACUCUUUUUUGUCACUGAAACCGACGAGGCAGCAGGCGCCAUGCGGUCGGUCACGUUUGAGCUCUGUCUAAAAUUGGAAAGCGAGGCUGAACCUGGCUCUGAGCGCUAG
Plasmopara halstedii is the source of this 276-nucleotide messenger RNA. RefSeq lists its product as uncharacterized. The record is from RefSeq and is a predicted model, not a curated record. The transcript has 2 exons. The coding region runs from base 1 to 276 and encodes 91 amino acids. Lineage: Eukaryota; Oomycota; Peronosporomycetes; Peronosporales; Peronosporaceae.